AUGAGUUACGUCGCUAAGGACAAGGAGUACGACGCAGCAGGCGCUGUUCCCGCUGCCAAAAUUCAUAAAAUUCGUAUAACUUUGACGAGCAGCAACGUCAAGAACUUGGAAAAAUUCUCUGCCGAUCUCAUCAACCGUGCAAAGGACAAGCAGCUCCGUGUCAAGGGCCCUGUCCGCCUCCCCACCAAGGUCCUUAAGAUCACCACUCGUAAGACUCCUUGCGGUGAGGGUUCGAAGACCUGGGACCGCUACGAGCUCAAGGUGCACAAACGUCUCAUUGAUUUGCACUCCUCCAGCGAAGUCGUCAAGCAGAUUACUUCUAUCAGCUUGGAGCCUGGUGUCGAGGUUGAAGUCACCAUCUCGGCUUAG
Suillus subaureus is the source of this 369-nucleotide messenger RNA. RefSeq names its product ribosomal protein S10p/S20e-domain-containing protein. The transcript is spliced from 4 exons. Bases 1 to 369 code for a protein of 122 amino acids. Gene Ontology annotation, biological process: translation. Gene Ontology annotation, cellular component: ribosome; cytosolic small ribosomal subunit. NCBI's taxonomy places the organism in Eukaryota, Fungi, Basidiomycota, Agaricomycetes, Boletales, Suillaceae. The record is from RefSeq and is a predicted model, not a curated record. Gene Ontology annotation, molecular function: structural constituent of ribosome.